Messenger RNA from Lathyrus sativus (Indian pea), 864 nucleotides. The record is from the annotation of a GenBank genome assembly. NCBI's taxonomy places the organism in Eukaryota, Viridiplantae, Streptophyta, Magnoliopsida, Fabales, Fabaceae.
AUGUCCUCCUUAAUUUCCCAUCUUCUCACCGUCUCGCUUCUUCUAACCAUCUCUUUAUCCCAAAGCAGCAGGAAAGAACUAAGGAACAAAGAUGAACGAAAUUCUGUUUAUUAUUCCAACAGAAUUGAUCCCUCACGCGUUCUACAAAUCUCCUGGCAUCCAAGGUUAUUUCUUUACAAAGGCUUCCUAUCACAUAACGAGUGUGACUACCUUAUUUCUUUGGCACGUUCUCUAAAAGAUAAAUCAUUGGCAUAUGCUUCCCCCGCACAUGAAGAUGAUAUUGUCAAGAGGAUUGAAGAAAGACUUUCAGUUUGGACUUUCCUUCCUAAAGAGAACAGCAAGCCUUUAAGAAUAAUGCAAUAUGGGCUUGGGAAGUUUACUCAGAACAUGGAUUAUUUCACAAACAAAACCGAUUUGGAUUUGGAAUUAACAGCACCUUUGAUGGCAACAAUUGUUCUAUAUCUCUCUGAUUCUACUCAAGGGGGUCAAAUUAUCUUUCCCGAAUCAGUGACCAAGAGUAGGAGCUGGUCAAAUUGUAGAAAUACUAGUAACAUUCUCCAACCAGUAAAAGGGAAUGCAGUUCUGUUUUUCUCUCUUAACCUAAAUACAUCGCCUGACAAAAGUAGCUUCCACGCCCGAUGCCCUGUCCUUAAAGGUGAUAUGUGGUCUGCAGUUAAAUUCUUCUAUGCAAAAUCAGUUAAUGGAGGGGAAAUCUCAACCACACCAGAUGUAGAUGAAUGUACUGAUGAGGAUGAUAAUUGUCCCGCUUGGGCGGCAACGGGAGAAUGUCAAGGAAACCCCGUCUUCAUGGUUGGAUCUCCUGAUUACUAUGGUACAUGUAGGAAAAGCUGUAAUGCGUGCUGA